CGGGCUCCGUUAUACGCUCACCCCUUCGGUGCCGAGAGCUCGAGGGAGAGAGGUGCGUGCGCCGGUUUUUCUGUGGCCGUGGACACUCAUUCGGGGGAAGUUGACAUCAGGGCCGGCGGUGUGCGGUGGAUGGAAGACUUGCUGACACAGCUUGGCCAACUCUUUGGAGGUUGGAGCUAGCUGUGGGGUGUUCUGGAUGCGUGGCAUGCACGUACGGGUGCGGUUUGACCAGACAGUGCCAUCUCUCGUGGCCGAUGAAUGGGAAGUUUGGCUUGAUCAGCUGGGAACAACUUAAACAGAAUAAAUUGUGGAAUCAUUUAAGAAGAGACUUUGAAAAGGAGUGAUCAGACAUUGCGUUUCAUAUUUCAAGGUGCUUGCACUUUUCUAUUUUGUCAACAUCCUUUGACCAAGAACCGGGAAAAGGUGUUAAAGCUCACUCGCAUGUGACUAAGGUUGUUUUUGCAUCGACAGAUUGAAAAAAAUAACUGCACAGAGCUAAUUGAGAAAUGGAUGCUCCUCGCCACCCAUGGUUUCUACUUUUCAUUCUCCUCAGUUCGAUAGCUUGCACGGCAUCCGAGAGUGGUGUCAUUGUGGGGCCUCCAGCACCGCAAACUUUGGAUGCAGGGCCAGAUGCAAUGGAGACAAUCAUAGAACAGAAUGAGGCAAUCUUUGAAGAAAUUGCAGAGGGAAAGAAGAAUCACUUUAUCGUGGAUGGUGAUAUAUAUGACCCCACAGCCAAUCAAACAAGGAAACGACGGAAUGCAAUAACGGACAGGCGGAGGUUAUGGCCAGGAGGCGUGGUACCAUACGUAAUCGAUGGUUACUUUUCUACUGAACAGAGAGUGUUCAUUCUCUCAGCGAUGCAACGAUUUCACGAGAAGACGUGUAUUCAGUUCCGACCCCGGACUAUCGAACGAGAUUACAUCGUUAUCACGGAGGGUGAAGGGUGCUGGUCGAUGAUUGGCCGGCGAGGGGGGCGCCAGACGGUUUCGAUCGGAGGCACGUGCAAAAACAGCCGAGGCACCAUCAUCCACGAGCUGAUGCAUGCCCUUGGCUUCAGACACGAGCACAACCGACCAGACAGGGACAACUAUGUGGUCCUAUACUGGCAGAAUAUCGACAAAAAGAUGUGGGACAACUUCGCUAAGUACUCCCGCCGUGACGUCACACUACUCGACACUGGCUACGACUACCUGUCCCUCAUGCAUUAUCCGACCUACGCCUUCAGCAAGAACGGCGGCCAGACUAUCGGCACCAUUUACCCGACCUACGAGGAGCCGGGAACUAGGAACGACUUUAGCUACGUUGAUGUCUACCGCAUCACGGCACUCUACAGAUGUGGAGCGUGCUACGACACCGACAAGGACAACUGUCCAACCUGGGCCAUCAUGGGCGAGUGUCGCCGUAGCAGCGUCUGGAUGCAGAAGUAUUGCCCGUUUAGCUGCGAGAGUUGCAACAAGGCCGAGUAUUCCGGUGGAGAUUGCAGGGACUACUCCAACAACUGUGAGAAAUGGUCGUCACAUGGCGAGUGUGACCGUAACCCGGAUUUCAUGAGCUACAACUGUAAGAUGAGCUGCGGUUACUGCAAAGCUCCCAACGAUGUACAUGCCAGAAGAGAAUGUUACGAUGACAGUCCGCUGUGCGGUGAUUGGUCCCAGUUGGGGGAAUGCUACAACAAUCCCGAGUACAUGAAGAAGACGUGCCACAAGAGUUGUGGGGUCUGCGUCGAGACGGAUCGCGACCAUACUGUCGGUGAUGGAGAUUGCCGGGACUUGCAUCCCCUCUGCCAUAUUUGGGCAAGACACGGCGUCUGCCAGAGCUACCCGGAGUGGAUGAUGGAGAACUGCGCCCUUAGUUGUUGGAGAUGUGCAAACAAGACCGGGGUUACCGUGGAAAUUUGGGACGACACUACCACAGAGACAGACGGGUCUGGCACCCAGAAGCCACCUGCUCGCCGCCGCCAGAUUUGUCAGAAUAAGAUGAGGCGAUGCGACCAGUGGGCGGACAAUGGGCGGUGUACCAGGGAGCCCGACUUCAUGUACAAGCGAUGUCUAAAGAGCUGCGGCAUGUGCAUUGAUGAACGGGUCACGGGGGUCAAAGGUACUCCCCCGUGCGAAGACCGGCACAGCCUGUGCAACAUUUGGUCACAAGAGGGCGAUUGUCAACACGACGAGGAGUGGAUGAGGGUCAAAUGCCCAAUCAGUUGCGGUUACUGUUCCAUGGCAACUGUUCUGACGACAGCUCCCACGGCCAAGCAGCGGAACAAAUGCGCGGAUCGAUUCACCACCUGCAAACUCUGGGCCGGGAACGGCGAGUGCGACAUCGCCACCGAAUGGAUGGAGAAGAACUGCCCAAAGAGCUGCGACGCCUGCCCGGGCGAGGUCGAGGAGGCACACCAAGACUGCACCGAUUCCUAUCAGAGAUGUCCGGCGUGGGCCGCCAAGGGAGAUUGUCAGUACAACCCCGGCUGGAUGAACGUCUACUGUCGCAAAACCUGUCAGCGCUGUCACGAACGAAAAACCCUGCCAGGGUGCCUGGACCACUACAGACGCUGCAAGAGGCUCGCCGACGGCGGGGGCUGCAGGGGCGACAACUCCCGAUGGAUGAGGUCCAACUGCCCGCUGAGUUGCGGCUUUUGUGGAGUGUACGACCGAGCCCCGCCACCGCCUGCACCCGCCCUAAACGAGUCGACGCCGGCUGAAUUAAAUAGCACGGGAGGUGUGUGUAGGGAUUAUCACCCUCACUGCCAAAGGUGGUACCAAAACGGCAACUGUCACGUCAAUGUGCGAUACAUGAAGAACCACUGCAGGAAAAGUUGCGGCUAUUGUCCCACUUGCUUUGAUAAAGAUGCCAACUGCCGAGUCUGGGCCAAGAGGGGCGACUGCUUGUCCAAUCCACUGGGACUGGCGAAAGCCUGUGCGCUGAGCUGCGGGAACUGUGGAAGAGGUCCAACAGAGUGUUCGGACACCCACAAGCAGUGCCCCAAGUGGGCAAAGCGCGGCUACUGCGACCAAAAUACCAACUUCAUGCACAAAUUCUGUAAGGUCAGCUGCAGGGUGUGUGAUUCCGAUGAGACCGCCACUCAAGAACCUCCGACCGAGACAGUGAGAGAAGGCCGGCCCCAAGCUAAGUCCAAGAAGAAGACCAAGGGAUCGAACAAGAACAGGCGGCGACCGGCGACCAGCAGCACCAAAAGGCCACAGAAAGGCUCCACGCGACCCCGCAAGAACAAGAGACCGCGCAAGAGAAACACUCAGGGAAGGGAUGCCGAACUGAACUAGUUCAAUCAAAUACAGUUAGGGACUAUGCAACUGUUUGUCAUAGGACCCUUAUUAGUUUUUAAUGUAUUCCUUUUUUUCUUGUUUUUCCCUGCUGGUUUAUGUGUCUUGUAGUGCUAGUAUUAGUGGUUCUGAGAUUUUGUGAUUAUUCACAUUUUUACAUUGAUCGAUAGCUAAAGUAAGUUUUUCGAAGUUUGUUAUUUUUUCCCAUUCUGUUGGAAACAUUGACACGCUCUUAUAUUUUUGGACCUUUUUGAGAUUUGUUGGCUGGAACUUUGGACUGGCUUCAUUUUAUUUGACAGAAUUUUCCCCAAAAGUGUAGCUGCAAUGAUUUUUUUUUAUACACAACCUUUCUGUAACUCAGUAUUAUUCUUCAGUAUGUGAAAACUCUUUGACACUCGUAUUUGGUUAAAUGUAUAAAAGUAUAAUUUUUGAACACUAAGAACUAUCACUGCUUUCCUGGACAACUGAGGGUCCUGUUGCCUUGACGAUAUCUAGGCAAGACAAUGUUCUGUGCAUUAAUUUAUCAGUAAAAAUUGUGAACUCAGCAUUUACUUACUCAAAACGUUUCUGAGAAAGGGACUGAUGCCUUAUUAUUGCUAUACACAUGAGCAACAAUAAAUCAACAAAGAAGAGAAAAAUUAGUCCCGCAAAAUCUACCAAAAUGCAGCAUUUUAUUGUGCACAAACCAAUGAAACACCAAAGCUUGCUCCCCGGGACGACAUCACAAUUUUGCUCAUGAAUACGGAAAUACUCAUUAGCAUAAAAACAAAAAGGCGGUGAAUUACCCUUUAUAAUAGUGAAACAAGAGUUGAACAUAAGAUUGACUGAGACACAAAGGUGCAAUUUGAAGGUCUGUACUGAAACAAAUUGAUUGCAGCUACCCUUUAUAACUCGGCAAGAAUCGAAAUGCUCGCAGCUUGAUUGCCUGCAAGAUCUAUGUGGGAAGAAGAAGUGCUUUCCUGCCUGUAGCAAAGGCGUGUGUGGGGCCUAGCUUCUCUCUUUUCGGGUGUCCGGCGUUCCGGUAAUAUUAUUUAGAGUGAUUUCGGCCUUGGAGGCGUAUGGGAACAUACAAUUGGGAUUUCCCCCUCAUUUUGUCCCCUGUAGAUGUCUUUUUCUUUUGCACAUCAGAAGAAGGAGGCAAGCGAGAAGUGUAAAUGAAGCUUUGGCCUGUAAUUCGGCGAUGUUGGAUAUUUGGCAUGUUCGUGUGUUAAAACAGUAUACACAUGACGAUGAAAUUUCAAAUUGGAACAAUUUGCAAGAAAAUUAGAAGUAGGGCGAACUGGUGUAGAGAAUAGUUUGCUGACAAACCCUACGAAUUUUCUGCAGACAACACGUCCUUCGUCACACACAAAAAUGAGACAAAAGCUACAUCGACAGAUGACACAUGUCCAAACUACAACCGAAAACGUGUAACACUAUCAGUGGACGCUCAAGAACGAUUUAAGGAAAUUUGAAAGCAGUCUUUGCUGUGGAAGUGUGAGCCAAGAGCAGUUUUCUUGAUAAACCCAUUGAAUGAAGUAGUUUACCGUGAAUAAAUUUUUCGAAACUAUAUUUCGGGCAUUAUGCAGAAUGAUCAAGAACUAAAUACCUCCGUUUCAGCUUCACAGUUCAUUUUUUUUUCUACUCACCAUGGUGCUAAAGAAUUAAUGCCAGAAUGGUGCUAUAAACCUGAUGAAAUAUACUCGUGUAAAUAUGCAUGCUGAAGGAGUUCUUGUAGUUGAGUUUGAAGUAUGCUGUGUCCAGAAAAAGUCCAAGCGAGUAGAAUGGAAAACCACGUCGGUGCUUUUAUAAAGCGUUGCAAGGCAUCGAUGUUUGGGUCAAAUAAAGUGAGAUAUUAGUAACGAUAA
This is a messenger RNA of Acanthaster planci (crown-of-thorns starfish), 5128 nucleotides long. RefSeq lists its product as uncharacterized. Gene Ontology annotation, biological process: proteolysis. The record is from RefSeq and is a predicted model, not a curated record. Lineage: Eukaryota; Metazoa; Echinodermata; Asteroidea; Valvatida; Acanthasteridae. Gene Ontology annotation, molecular function: metalloendopeptidase activity; zinc ion binding.